Procambarus clarkii (red swamp crayfish) is the source of this 591-nucleotide messenger RNA. The record is from RefSeq and is a predicted model, not a curated record. NCBI's taxonomy places the organism in Eukaryota, Metazoa, Arthropoda, Malacostraca, Decapoda, Cambaridae.
GAUGUUGCAGCGGGCCGCCACCGGCCGCCUGCUGCCCACUUCUGGCACGACCACCCGCAAAUUUGGGUCGCCCUCGACCUGCCUAUUUUGUUGAAGCGUCAAGCCAAAGCAUUUUUCGGGACGCCACGUCCCCAAAUUUGGGACGCCACGCCGCCAACUUUGGGACGCCACGCCCCCCAACUUUGGGACGCCACGCCCCCCAACUUUGGGACGCCACGCCCCCCAACUUUGGGACGCCACGCCCCCCAACUUUGGGACGCCACGCCCCCCAACUUUGGGACGCCACGCCGCCAACUUUGGGACGCCACGCCCCCAACUUUGGGAUGCCACGCCCCCCAACUUUGGGACGCCACGCCCCCCAACUUUGGGACGCCACGCCCCCCAACUUUGGGACGCCACGCCCCCCAACUUUGGGACGCCACGCCCCCCAACUUUGGGACGCCACGCCUCCAACUUUGGGACACCGCCCACCCCCAACUUUGGGACACCGCCCACCCCCAACUUUGGGACGCCUUGCCCCCUAACUUUGGGACGCCACGCCCCCCAACUUUGGGACGCCUCGCCCCCAGUUUUAGAAAGUUCGUCAAGUGA